Racocetra persica is the source of this 458-nucleotide messenger RNA. The record is from the annotation of a GenBank genome assembly. NCBI's taxonomy places the organism in Eukaryota, Fungi, Glomeromycota, Glomeromycetes, Diversisporales, Gigasporaceae.
UAGAAGAUUUAAUUAUUCCACUUGAAGAGUUAGAACCACUUGAAACUUUAUAUAUUUCUAAUAGUAGCCUCCAAUUAACCCAAUAUUCUAACCCUACCAAUAUUACUUACUUAGAAGAUAGUUCUUUUAGUGAAGGAUCUAUAUUAUAUCAAUUACCUAUUAAUACUUCCCCACCUGAGUCUGUAGUUUUAAAUCCUAAUUUUAGUGCACCCCAUGAAUCAUUUGGUUUUGAAACAGAUCAAAUUCUUGAUCAGAUUGAUAUUGAAGCAAACCCUACUGAAGAAACAACUUUUAUCAAAAUAGAGAUUCCAAAAGAAGAUCCAGAUCAGAGCCUCGAAAUUAUAGAAGAAAUCUAUCUAGAAGUCAAGAAAGGUACAGAAGACAUUUUCAAGAUUAUAAUCGUUAUGACAGAAGCAGAUCUAGAGAUUAUAAUCACUAUGAUAGAAGCAGAUCUAAAA